This is a messenger RNA of Glycine soja, 1490 nucleotides long. Its product is annotated as PLASMODESMATA CALLOSE-BINDING PROTEIN 5-like. The coding region runs from base 438 to 1211 and encodes 257 amino acids. Lineage: Eukaryota; Viridiplantae; Streptophyta; Magnoliopsida; Fabales; Fabaceae. The transcript is spliced from 4 exons. The record is from RefSeq and is a predicted model, not a curated record.
GAAAGGCAAACUGUACACAUCAGCACCAUCAUUACAAUCAUCACUUACAAGCCCAAACCGAGUCUAUAUUCCAAACAAUUCUUCCUUUACUUCGUUUUCAACCUUCUUCGUCACCUUUUCCCCUCCUUUUUGCUCCUUCUCUUGCUUGCACCCUCCAACACUCUCCCUCACCACACCCCAUUUUUGCUUUCUUAAACCCUCUCCUUUGUCUCUCACAACCUCACAUAGUCUUCCACUACCACUAUAUAUACUUUUAGUUGCAUGAUUAACCCACAAAACAACCAUCUUCCCUUUUUUCCUCUCUAGUUCAUCAUAUCUUCCUUUCUCUUUCAUUUAAUCAAAGGAAGAACUACUAUUACUGGGGAACCUCAUUGAAAAAGAAGUGAGAGAGGACAAGUAAGUGCCAAAGAAGAAGAAGCUGAAUAGUUAGAUUAAAGAUGGAAAGGAGUGUAUUUUACUAUGUGAUAUUUCUCUUAAUGUGUCAUUUCCUCUGUUCAGGUUCAAGUAGGACACAAAAGGAAGUACCUGGACAUGUGAAUGUACUAGGACAUGAUCAAGGGAAACAAGAAUUCACUGCCUCAAUUUCUACAGUCCAAAGGGAUAUUACCACUCCCAUCACCACCAUUCCAAACUUAGUUCCAACCACUCCCACCAUUUCAACAUCUCCAUUCCUGAAUCCUAAUUCCAAUCCAGACACAGUCUCUCCAGCCUCCACAAUCCCAUUUACCACUCCCACCACUGUGAAUUCUCCAAUCUCCUCAGGUGCAAGCUGGUGCAUUGCAAGCCCAACUGCCUCGCAGACUACUCUACAAAUUGCAUUGGACUAUGCUUGUGGCUAUGAUGGUGCUGAUUGCUCAGCAAUUCAACCUGGUGGAAGCUGUUACAACCCAAAUUCCAUCAGGGACCAUGCUUCUUAUGCCUUCAAUAAGUAUUAUCAAAAGAAUCCUGUUCCAAAUAGCUGCAAUUUUGGUGGAACUGCUGUCAUCAUUAGCACUAACCCAAGCACUGGGGCAUGUGAAUAUCCAUCAACUAGCACUAGUACAUCAGUGUUGAACACAACAAACUCAAGCGGUGCCAACGUUUUUGGUUCAGUGCCAGUGCCCACAGAACCCUCUCCCUCUGCUGCUGCUGCACCUGACACAUUAAAUGGCUUUGCAGAUAUUUGUAUCGUUCUGUGGAUAAUUUCAACUUUGCAAAGAAAUUAUCUCUAAAAUGGUUGAGAGUUGGAUGUUGCUGCUCUGAGCAAAUAAUUUUUGCCCCUUUUACAGACUUUUUGGGAGACACAGAAGCCAAUAGUUACAUGACCAUCAACAGCACAUAAAUGGUAGAAACACAUGGUAGAAAGAAAAGGCAAUUUAAGAUGAUGAACAUUUGUAGAAAUAUAUACUGUACAUACCUCUUCUUAUUUAAUUUUCUUUGUGUUGCUCACUUUUUAUUUUUGUUAGAAUUGUUAGAACUUAGAAAAAUAAAUAUAUCUUUGAAGUUGCCUU